Messenger RNA from Ananas comosus (pineapple), 1006 nucleotides. RefSeq lists its product as uncharacterized. The transcript has 3 exons. Bases 234 to 800 code for a protein of 188 amino acids. The record is from RefSeq and is a predicted model, not a curated record. NCBI's taxonomy places the organism in Eukaryota, Viridiplantae, Streptophyta, Magnoliopsida, Poales, Bromeliaceae.
CGCUCAGCUUAUCCAUUACCCACGCCGACGACGUCUCUACCGGACAGUGAAUAGAUUGAGAGGAGGAUGAAUGAGAAGGAGAAUGAGACAUGGAGACCGAGCCCGAGUAGCAAAGACAACCUCUGGAGGAAUUAUGUACUUGUUGGGCCAAACCGGGCUUUCGACUGCAGGAAUUUUGAGAUAGCCAGCCACCGGUAACUGUGGCCCGAAGCCCAAAAGCAGAAGCUCCACCUAUGACGCUGUUUAGAAACGCAGAGCUUCUCGAGCUCCCGUUCGAGGCGAUCGCGCUCCGCUUCAACUCCCUCCCCGCCGCCGCCACGUGGCUCGCCGUCGCCGCCGCAGCCGUGGGCAUCUGGCGCAUCAGGGCCGUCGGAUCCCGAUCCGACGCCUCCUCCCCCCUCUCCGCACCGGCGCCGUCGCCGGAGCCGGAGACGAGCACCCCCCUCCGAGCAGAUACGACGCCGACCGAGCCGAGUCGGAUCCGAUCCUGCGCCGCGCCCAAGGAGCGAUUCACCGCGUACUACGGCGUCGACGCGAGCUACGGCGAGGAGGAGGAGGAGGAGGAGGAGGAGCACGUGGGCGUCGACGGGGAGGUGACGGCACCGUUAGUGGGAGUGGGGUUGGGGUGGGAGGUUAACGGCGACGGGAGGAGGGGGAUCUCCGAUCUCGGGUGGUACCGUUACCAGGACCUGACGGUGAUUAACGGGAGCGUCGUGAGGUUGUGGGACGGAGACGGCGAGUUAACGCCGUUGCCGCAGCGGAGGUGGAGGGGCAGAACGGGAAUUUCACACUCGUUCUAGAGAGAUUUAGUAACUAUUAUAUUAUUAAAUUAAAUAAAUGUUUAUAUAUUGAUGGUAUGUGUUGAUACGAGUCAAAGUAAACUAAAUUGUUUACUUCUUUGUUGUUUUGGCUAUGGAAUAUUCAAAUCGAUGUUCGACGAUGGUUGUAGUUAAAUCUGUUUUGUUUAUUUGAGCACUCUAAAAAUUAAAUUUCGUAAUUUUUUCAA